AUGCACACAUUAUCACAAUCAUUACAAACAAAAGUAAGCACUAAACAACAAAGUAAUAAUUUAAGUGAACCCUAUAAAAUUAACCGCGUAAUUGGAGGUGCAAAUGCUGUAAAAGGAGAAUUUCCUUAUCAAGUUAGUUUGCAAUCGGGCAAUUUGCCACAUAUUCCGUUGAAACAUAUAUGCGGUGGAACUAUAAUUGAUGAAGAAUGGAUUCUCACUGCGGCACAUUGCGUUAAUAAAUUAUCCCCAUUUGUAUAUAUGGUAGUUAAAGCUGGAAAACAUUACAUUAACAUUCAAGAACCGCCUGAACAAGUUUCCUAUGUAGGAAAAAUCAUCAUUCACCAUGAGUAUCAUGGAGAAGUCUCGCCAAAUGACAUUGCAUUGCUGAAACUCUUGACACCAUUAACGCUCAAUGAUUUCGUAAGUCCAAUAAAUUUGCCCACUGCCAAUGUUGUUCCAAAGGUUUCAGAAGCUCUACUCUCUGGCUGGGGAUCAAUUUCGAAAACUGCUUCUCCCAUAUUGCCACGAAUAUUGUAGAAAGUAACUUUACCGCUUAUCGACAAUAGCGUAUGUAAGCGAGCAUUGAGGAUAUUGGGAGAAAAAGAUCGAGAAAUUCACCAACCUAAUUUAUGUACUGGCCCACUAACUGGCGGAUUGCAGUGUGGUGAUUCUGGUGGGCCUUUGAUGUCAAUAAAUGAAAAAGGUACAAGAGAAAUCAUCGGUAUAGUAUCGUGGGGUCGAAUACCAUGUGGCGGUUACGGAACGCCUACGAUUUUCGCAAAAGUAUCUGCUUUUAUUGACUGGAUCAAUGAUGUAUUGAAGAAUUGGGAUGAUAAUCUAAGCUUUGUAGCUUCUCUUGGUGAUGUUUUAGUGAUCAGUGGUGUAAACGCCGCAAAAGGAGAAUUUCCACACCAAGUUUCCUUACAAUGGGGAAAUCCACCGCUUAAUCCUUUCAACCAUAUGUUACGAGCUGGAAAAAAUCACGUCAAAGUACACGAAACUACUGAACAAACUGCCUAUACAACAACAGUUAUUAUAAAUAACAUAUAUCAAAGCGGUGUUUUCCCAUACGACAUAGCCCUUAUAAAACUGGCUACUCCUUUUAAAAUCAAUAACUUUGUCAAGUCGAUUCAACUGCCAAAAGCUAACACGAUUCCUCAAGGAGAGGCAAUACUAUCCGGCUGGGGCUCUAUUUCUAAAACGAAGCAGGUCAUUUUGCCAGACUAUCUGCAAAAAGUCAGCUUACCCAUUAUCAAUCUCGACAUUUGUAGAAGAGUAUUCAGAAUAAUUAUGGAACCGUAUCCAAUUCACGACACUAAUAUUUGUACGGGACCUUUGAGUGGCGGAUAUUCGGCCUGCAAUGGUGACUCUGGUGGCCCUCUCAUAACGUACAAUGAGAAAGGCAUACCUGAAGUCAUUCGAGUAGUUUCGUGGGGCCAUGUACCAUCUCUGCGAGCAGCAGAUGCUGAGCUGGCCUUGCUGGCAGAACGUCCGACGCGCAUCGUAGGUGGUGAAAAUGCCGAGCAGAACAAUCACCCAUGGCAAGUGUCGCUGCACUGGUUUAACAAGAAACGCGGAAUAAAGCCUCGACACGUGUGCGGUGGCACCCUACUGACCGCUGGCUGGGUCCUCACCGCAGGUCACUGCAAAACCUUGUCGCCGAAGCGGCCCGGAGGCCAGUAUUUGAUUUUCGCGGGCAAACAUAUGCUCGGAACUCAGGAAGACACCGAACAGAGUCGGCUUGUUGUGGAAACUUUCGUUCAUCCGGAAUACAGAGGAUCUGUUGGUCCAUACGACAUUGCAUUGAUGAAAUUAGAGGAACCUUUCGAACUGAACGAAUACGUAUCGACCGCGUCUCUGCCCUACCCUGACGAGGAUCACCACGGCGAGGCGAUACUGACCGGUUGGGGCAGCAUCAGCAGAACGCGUAAACCUGAGGCACCAGAAGUCUUGCAAGCAGCGACGCUGCCGAUUCUUCACUACGAAGAGUGCAGGGAGGCGCUCAAUCGUCGUCUCAAAAAAGAAGGAAGAAACCCACUGCACUCGACCAACGUUUGCACUGGCCCGCUCGAUGGAUCAGCUUCCGCCUGCAAGGGCGAUUCUGGAGGUCCUCUAGUAGCGAAAAAUGCGUUUGACAUGGUGGAAGUCAUCGGGGUAGUUUCGUGGGGACUGUUUCCUUGCGGUGGAAGAAACGCGCCGUCUGUUUAUACAAAAGUCUCGGCUUUUGUUCCAUGGAUUCAGAGCGUCAUGUUGAACAAUUAA
This is a messenger RNA of Phymastichus coffea, 2262 nucleotides long. RefSeq names its product transmembrane protease serine 9-like. Lineage: Eukaryota; Metazoa; Arthropoda; Insecta; Hymenoptera; Eulophidae. Gene Ontology annotation, biological process: proteolysis. The record is from RefSeq and is a predicted model, not a curated record. Gene Ontology annotation, molecular function: serine-type endopeptidase activity.